Molecule: messenger RNA, 1095 nt
Organism: Penicillium egyptiacum
Lineage: Eukaryota; Fungi; Ascomycota; Eurotiomycetes; Eurotiales; Aspergillaceae
Source: the annotation of a GenBank genome assembly
AUGUCUACUGAAGACACAGCGACUCCCACGGAUUCACGUGCGGGGACUAUGGCCCCUGAGUCGGUCGUUCCUUCGUCGCCACUCACGGACCCGACUGAGGCUGAAGACUCGAAGUCUUCUCAUGACAAAGAUGAUGACUCCAAGGAAGACUUGAGCGAUUCAGAAGACGUCGAAGGGAUGGACAGCAAGGCCAAGGCCUUGAUGCAUUUGUUGAAAACUAGCUCCGUCUUUGUGGCUAUCAUGUCAGAUAAAAUGAAGAAGCAACAGGAGGACGCACGCUUGGCGGCGAUCAAGCAGCGCGAACAAGCUGUCGCGAGUAAGAAGACAACCGAGUCUCCUCCCGAACCUGCUCGCCGAACCACUCGAACUCGGCCGACCCAAGAUGCGACUGAGGAGAACACAUCCGCUGGCAGAAAGGCCUCCAAUGAAAAGACCACAGGUUCAACCAGAGGUCGGCCUAAGCGGACAGGUGCCGCCGCCGCCAACGGCAGCUCUAUUUCCAGUUACUUUAAAAAGGCCGACGUGGAAGUGACUGAAGAUAAUCCCUCUGUGCAACAAGCCCUCGAGCAGGCUGCAGAUGACUACGAAGCGAACCCAACAGCUCUUGGCGAGCAAGAUUUAGUCGCGACACAGCAGCCAACACUUGUGAGUGGUGGCAAAAUGAGAACGUACCAGCUGGAGGGCCUCGAAUGGCUGAAGACUUUAUGGAUGAAUGGGCUCUGUGGCAUUCUUGCCGAUGAGAUGGGCCUUGGAAAGACCGUUCAAGCAAUCUCGAUGAUUGCUUUCCUAAAGGAGAAACAGGUUUCGGGACCGUUCUUGAUUGCAGCACCGCUGAGUACGGUGAGCAAUUGGGUCGAUGAGUUCGCCCGAUGGACCCCGGGAAUCAAAACCGUCUUGUAUCACGGCUCGAAGGAUGAGCGAGCUGCCAUGCGCAGCAAGUUUCUGAAGCUGAAAAACCAGGGAGACAUGGACUUCCCGGUGGUGUGCACAUCCUACGAAAUUUGCAUGAAUGACCGAAAGUUCCUGUCUCAAUAUCAAUGGCGUUAUAUUGUUGUUGUACGUUUGUUUCAGUCUUUUUCAUUUACCAAAUGCUAA